Messenger RNA from Opisthorchis viverrini, 4430 nucleotides. RefSeq lists its product as hypothetical. Bases 159 to 4214 code for a protein of 1351 amino acids. The record is from RefSeq and is a predicted model, not a curated record. Gene Ontology annotation, molecular function: calcium ion binding. NCBI's taxonomy places the organism in Eukaryota, Metazoa, Platyhelminthes, Trematoda, Opisthorchiida, Opisthorchiidae. Gene Ontology annotation, biological process: homophilic cell-cell adhesion. Gene Ontology annotation, cellular component: plasma membrane. The transcript has 8 exons.
CAAAUGAACAGACAAUCGGGAGUAUUCUGGUUUGUUCAUCGGUUCAUACUGCACUCAUGCUGAAAUCACUGUGGCCCCGAAGAUGAUGAAAGGACCACGAACAACUGGUGCAAGUUGAAAAGGGUUCCCACACAAGUGAACAUAUCUUUCAUGUUCAAAUGCAUUUAGUCUUCAACCGAUCUCUGCUAGUCGCCAUCAGCUUGUGGUUUUCUCUGAAUAUGCAUGUUUCAGAGCUAGCAGGAUCGAACAUUCAAGAAGGACUGCGACUCUACAUGACAGAGGAAGCUCGCCCAGGAACAGUUAUUGCUUCUGGCGCACAACUUGGGCUGGCGUUCUUAAGCUCAGAUGCUCACGUACCCAGAAUAAUUAACCAGAAGGAUCCCGGUGUUUCAAGUCUUUCAUUUCGUUUUGGCAACACAAAUGACCAGUCUGGAUCAAGGAUGCACAAUUUACAGCUGGUUGUUGAGGACCGUGUUGAUCGAGAGUCUAUCUGUCCAUCCUCAUCCACAGGAACAGCUGUCAAUUCCGCUCCAGGCGAUGGACACGUUUCUAGUGAUUUUCAUAUUGACACAGUUGGCUACUCUCUGCAAAAUCCUUUGCAAAUAGCAAAUCUUGGCUCUGAAGACUCCAGGUCGCCGUCGCGUCUUAAUGACGACUGCACCAUUCCACUUCGGGUAGCGACAAACGUCGAUGGUGUACAGGCCAUUCAUCAGAUCUUCGUUAAUGUGCAAGAUAUCAAUGAUAACCCACCAACUUGGUCAGAGAGAUCGAUUUCAAUAUUAUUCAGAGAUGGUGACCCUGCUGGGACAAAACAGCCUCUACCUCUCGCGACGGACCCAGAUUUUGGGUUGAAUGCAGUGGUUACUUAUCGGUUAAGAGAUGCAGCUGAAAAUAAUCAUUUACCUCAAGGAUACCCAACACAAAACGGAUUCACUAGGUUAAGAGGAACUGAAGUAUUUGAACUUCACAAAGAAUCUUCUGGAACGGGGUUCAUUCGAAAUAGAUUGUUUCUUGUGACAAAACAAGAAACGGAUCGGGAGGCACGACCUCAAGGAUGGAAUCUCAUUUUGAUUGCCGCCAAUAUCGAAGGUUCGCCAAUACUUUCAAGCCAGUUAAUGAUUCAUGUAAAUAUUACCGAUAUAAAUGAUAACGGUCCACAAUUUUCACAGUCUGUCUAUCAGCCAGUAUUGAACAAUCAGAAGGUUGGCGUUAUCCCCGAAACUGUCGGUGUGGGUCAAAUUCUCCUUCGGGUUUACGCAACCGAUGCAGACGAGGGGGUGAAUGCGGCUAUUAAGUAUAACUUCGCACCUGGACCCCAGUUGCCAUUAAUCAAACACUUUUUUGAACUAACACAAGAUGGAGAACUCAGAGUACGUCAAAAACUGGACGUAGAUAAACCAAAUGCAGGUGGUGACUCAACUCAUGGCUUCUAUCUUCCAACUACACCCAUGGUAUUCGAAAUUCAAGCUGUUGAUGGUGCUGAUCCUGCUUACGCGAGAACAGGAUAUGCAACGGUGAAACUAACGGUGGAAGACGUGGAUGAUGAGCCACCGUCGAUUCGCGUGCACCCCGUUCGUCCGUGGAACGGACAACUGCGUACCAACGAUGGAUCUCAUACCGAGGCCGAACUAUCUGUAGUGGAAAACGAGCCAGCUGGACAGUUGAUUGCAUUGGUUGAGGUCAGUGACCCCGAUAGCCAAGGAAGAGAAAUAAUUCGAUGCAGCCUUAUUGGUAAAUCACAAUCACUCUUCCGUCUUGCCCAACAAGACGUGGUUGGCAAUGAGUAUCAGGUUCAUACAACUAGUAAGCUAGAUCGCGAACAAACUUCGCGGCUACUUCUGACGAUCGAGUGUAGAGAUUUGGUGGAACACGUUGCUUCCACUACGGUAGGCAUUAAUGUAUUAGAUGUCAAUGAUAAUGCACCAAAAUUUCAAGAAACCCUGUAUCAGUUUUCACUUCUGGAAGAUGAUGGCGAACAGACAUUGCAAGAAUACACAUCACGUAACCGUAGCUGGCUUUCGGCUACCGGCCGUGUAUUCGUUCGUGCCACAGAUGAAGAUGAAGGUCCGAACAGUCGAAUUAAUUAUGCAUUAAAACACAGCGACGACAACUCGCCUGAUAAUAGAUUCUCUAUCGAUGCUGAAACAGGGCAGUUGUUCGCUCUCGGGCCAUUCGACCGUGAACAGGAAAGAAAACACCGGCUUGUCGUUGUGGCAACGGACAAUGGAGAACCGAAGUUAACAGGCUUGUGCACUGUUGAAGUGAUUGUGAUGGACGUAAAUGAUAAUGCACCAUUUUUUCCGCAACAGCGCACGAGCACAGGGGGAUAUUCAUUCUCAGUUCUGGAGAAUCAGUUGCCAGGCACACGCAUUGGACAAGUGGAGGCAUUUGAUGCAGACCAGAUUUCGUCCACCUUGUUGGCCUCGGAAAUGCUAGAUGCGACCAAUGGAGGAAGUGGAUUGUCCAUUAAGGUGAAGGAUCAAACAAAUUCUGAGAAGCUUACUUUCGGUUUGAAGAAUGAAACAGACGCGCAAGCAUUCUGGAUCGAUCCAAAGUCAGGAGUUCUGAUAACUCGCGCUAUUUUGGAUCGCGAAAAGCAAGCGGCCUAUACUUUCCACGUAACUGUUCGAGAUGGACCAGCCAACAAUAACAACAGCGUGCAAAGACCUAUUUUGCAACUCGGUGGACACUUGUUGCCAUCUGCCACCCGGGUGCAUGAAGUCAUGAUCCUGGUAACGGUCACAGUAGAAGACGAAAAUGACAACGACCCAAUAUUCAAGAAACCAAAUUCAACUAAUCACAUGGUAUUACUGGAUCCCUCUGCCAUUCCCGGACAGUCACUACUGCAGUUACAGGCUGUUGACCCGGAUGAAGGCAUCAAUGGCUUGGUCACCUAUGCUAUUCGUGGGGGGAAUGCUGGAAAUCUAUUCAAUGUUGAUCCACGAACUGGACUCUUGUAUCUUGAGAACCAACUUCCUAGGAGGGCCGUCGCUGAAGCAACAGCUGCUUCAUCUGCAAGUGCGUCUCAAAAACUGAGGGAACAAUCGGCCAGUGAGAGUGAUCCAUCUGCGCAGUCACGAAAUAGUCACGUUCCAACACACCCAACGUAUCUUCUGGCGCUUGAAGCAUGCGAUCAGGGCGAACCAAGAAGAUGCUCACAUUUUCCAAACCUACAAAUACAACUUCGAGUUCCAAACGAUCUCGGUAUGUCGCAGACAGAUGGACAACUUCUACUAUCACAUGCAGCCGCCUCAAAUCAACUCCUAAUGGGUCAUUCUUCGGCAGACAGUGAUUCAUUUCUCAAUGCCAGAUUUGAGAGGGAGAAGAGAAUGGGAAGCCUGUCAACAGCAGAAAUCGUCAUCAUUACUCUUUCAGCGUUCUUCUCCAUGCUUAUCAUUGCGGUUGUCGUAACUAUCUGCAUAAUUCGACACCGGACCCACAGAGUUAUGACCAAUCAAAAAGUGAAAGAUCCAAGAACUUUGAAAAUCUCCGACCCAAAUACCGGCAAUACAGUUGAAAUGGUUGAUCAAGGAAAAUUGCCGUGCUCAAUUUCAACCAAGUGCUCACCUUUGUGUGCGAACAAACAAUUCAUCAACCGAGGGCUGAAUGGAGGCAUAUCUCUUAUCAACAAUUCCGCUAUACAUGAGUUUGGAACCAUUCCGGGAACGGGAUUUCACGUACCUUGUCCAGGAACUUCACCGAGCACUGGACUGACAGGACCUUUGAAUGUGUUCGUCACAAAUGGAUCACAACAACCAACCCGAAGCAUUUCAGGACUUGUGGGACGCGGUUCCGAAUUCGACCUUCUUAGCGGUGGUUUGCCGGCUGCCACACUACCACAUGACUAUCAGGCGUUGCAAGGUUGGACUGACGUUGAUGAAAAUCGAUACUGUCUGAGUCCAUUGGAAGUGUACCCAAAUCGUGGAAUGGAACCAUCACGUUACUACUAUACACAACGCGCUGAAUUACGAAGACCAGAUAAAACAGAAUGGGAACGGUACGACGGCUCCGCGUUAGAAAGUGAGAAACCCCAGAUGGAUGAAGCCAGCGUGGAGUUACUCGAUUCCAGAGAGACCAGUCAACCUUCAGCAGAUUCGGCACUGAAGAUUAGCCCCAGUUCAGGUGCAAAAACUUUCAGCCCUCGUACACAGAAAAGGGCUAGUAAACCACAUAUGAACUUGUACGGUGGAUUUCCAAAAUCUACCUUCGUCUAGUCACCAGACCCGUAGGUGAACGGUACCACGCGGGUGAAAAUCUCAAAAAGCAUUCCAGUUAUUUUGCUUCUGAUCUGUUUGCAACGUUUUUUUCGGGACACGUUGUCCAAAAGGAGGUAUUUAGACAUUUAAGUCGCCAGCUAGUCUCACACUGGUAAAGUGGACAACAUUUUUCAUGAUAUUUGUGGAUAUCUUUUCAUAAAUUGUUUGGAACCA